Chaetomium strumarium is the source of this 360-nucleotide messenger RNA. RefSeq lists its product as uncharacterized. The record is from RefSeq and is a predicted model, not a curated record. The transcript has 2 exons. The coding region runs from base 1 to 360 and encodes 119 amino acids. NCBI's taxonomy places the organism in Eukaryota, Fungi, Ascomycota, Sordariomycetes, Sordariales, Chaetomiaceae.
AUGUCUCAAAAGGCACGCCGCCGAAGGAUACAGGCUCUCUUCGACAACGGCGACCUUGCGGACUACGUCUACUGGGGCGACCGGCUGGCAGCUCCACACGCCCUCAUGCGCGAGCGUCCACCGCGGAACGUGUUCGAGCGGUGGAUGAAAUGGCAGACGUCGGAGAGCAAUGCCUUUGCUGUCGCGCUGGCUGCGCUGCUCAUCUCUGUUGUUGUCGGCAUCUUGAGCUUGGCUCUGGCGGCGUUCCAGGCCUGGAUUGCAUGGGUCGCUUGGCGAGGAUCUGUGGCUGAUAGUGAUGACGAGACGACUGCACUGCUUCGGGAGAUUGCGGACCUCCUCCGGCAGCGGCCAUUGCGAUAA